Molecule: messenger RNA, 809 nt
Organism: Bufo bufo (common toad)
Lineage: Eukaryota; Metazoa; Chordata; Amphibia; Anura; Bufonidae
Gene: PRKRIP1
Product: PRKR interacting protein 1
Exons: 6
Coding region: 180-701 (173 amino acids)
Biological process (GO): negative regulation of protein kinase activity
Cellular component (GO): nucleolus
Molecular function (GO): protein kinase inhibitor activity; double-stranded RNA binding; protein kinase binding
Source: RefSeq, a predicted model, not a curated record
CCUAUCUGACACUGGUGGCCUAUCCUAGCGAUAUGCCACCAAUAUCUGAGGAGAGACCAUCCCUAUCAUACUGUCAUUUAUGCUUAGCUACACAUAAAGUUUUGCAAAGAUCGCUCCAGCAAGGGGGCGUGGAUCGGAUGACGUCAUUAGUUGGCGCCGAUGUAAACAAGUAGUCUAACAUGGCGGCCGAAACAGGUGCUGCAAAACCGGUGAGGCCGAAAAAGGAGCCUCAGCCGCUGAUUAUCCCGCAAAAUGCCACCGACGAGCAGAGGCUGAAGCUGGAGCGGCUGAUGAGGAAUCCGGAUAAGCCUGUUCCAAUACCUGAAGGACCAAGGGAAUGGACGCCAAGAUCUGCCCCGGAGUUCGUCAGAGACGUUAUGGGGUCCAGUGCUGGGGCUGGCAGUGGAGAGUUUCAUGUUUAUCGACACCUUCGUCGCAGAGAAUAUCAGAGACAAGAAUACAUGGAUACCUUGUCUGAAAAGCAACGAUUAGAUGAAGAAUUUCAAAGGAAGCUAAAGGAAAACGAAAUCAAAGCAGAGGAAAGAACUGCAAAGCGAAGAUUAAAACGGCUGAAAAAGAAUGAGAAGAAAAAGGCAAAAAAAGAAAAACCAGAGGGAAAGGCCAACUCUGCAAAUGCUGAGGUUGGGAAAGAAGCAGCGGCUAGUGCUGGCGAUUCAGAAGAGGAAGAUUCUGAUGAAUAGUUCCCAUCAAAAUGAUGUUAUAUUCAAUAUAGACUUCACUUUUUUUUUUUUUGAUGCCUCAAAAUGGAGGGAUAUGACUGUUCAUAAAUUAAACUUUUUUAUUUUUUU